Molecule: messenger RNA, 6608 nt
Organism: Drosophila novamexicana
Lineage: Eukaryota; Metazoa; Arthropoda; Insecta; Diptera; Drosophilidae
Product: mucin-5AC
Exons: 9
Coding region: 530-6325 (1931 amino acids)
Source: RefSeq, a predicted model, not a curated record
UAAUCUUUGUAAAAAUAUUAAAAUUUUGGUAUCAUGGUGUAAUUUUUAAUUAUGUGGUGUGUAUUUCAUCAUUGACCGGCUGCGGUCACACUGCAAAGUCUCUGGCAAUAGCUACAUUUUAAACGCUUUAGUCUGUUUUAAGUAAACCUAAAGUGCAAAAAUGUGAACGCGCUUAUAUGUUAACGCGACAGUUAAGCAAAUAAUAAAGGACACAAGCCAACCAAAAGUCUUAUUAAGUUUUUAUUCGCAGUGUUGACCAAACCAUAUAUACACAUACUCUUACACAUACUUAAACAUUUAGUCUAAAUUUGAUUUGUUGGGCCAUUGCAUUUGAAAUUGCCGAAAAAAUGUAAAUGCCACACGCAAACAAGUUUUUGUAACAAGCUACAAAAGGAGGAGUGUACAAAUUAAUUGAUGUGCGUGUGCAAACAAAAAAAAAAAUUAAAUAAAUAAAAAACUAAUAAAUCUAAACAAACAAUUCUAACAAAUUGAUUUAAAAAAAAAGGAAACAAAUUAUAGUCUAGUUACCAUGUUGCAUAAAAUUGAUGAAAAUGCCGCGCCAACUGUAACGUCAACACCAACAACAACAACAGCAACAACAACAAGUACAACAAUUAUGGCCCCGGCAGAAACAACUGGCAAUGGAACGGAGCCAACUAUUUCAACGCACCUUGCAAAUGCGACAGCAACAAUAGAACCAACAACAACAACAACCACAGCGACGGCUGAACAAGAAACAGUCGCUGCGGUUGUUGUAGCUGCUGCCGCCAACGCUGCUGUCGCCGUCGCAGCAGCAGCAGCAGCUGCUGAGGGUCAAGCAACAGAAACAGCAACAGCAACAAUGACAGUGACAGCCAACAAUAUACCGACGCCAUUGCCGCUGUCAGCUGCAGCGGCAGAGCACACUGAAUUAGCGACAACAGCUGAUGUCGCUGCCGCUAACUCUGCCUCUGCCGCUAGGUCUGCCAGCGAGCACCAGCCUGAGGCAGAGCCAGAGCCAGAGCCAGCAGCAUUCGAUGUUCAGAUGCGUACGCAGCAACAACAGAAAAUAAGAAUUUAUCACGGCGCCAAACAGAGCGCAGUAUGGAGAACCGAUUCGCUCGCUUCCAAUUCGAGCAGCUCAAACCGAAGCGAGGCCGGAUCGACCGAAGCUAUGGCCACCAGCAGAGCCCACAGCGGCUACUCGACAGCGCCCAGUCUAUUGCAGCGCAAAUUCUCGGACAGCUCAUUUAAUGCAGCAACGAUGCCGCGCCGCGUCUCAUUCCCGGAAAGUGAUAAGGAGCUUGUCACCGGAUAUCUUGAGCCGGCCAAUCCAUGGGAAAAAGUCUGCCAGGUGUCUAGCAUUGCUGAGAUCUCCGAGCUGUAUGUGAAAUCCUGUUACAAGCAUCACACACAGCCGCUGAAGAACAUCAUGGAGCACCUAAAAGCGCUGGAUUUGCACCUGGCGCGGCAGCCGCUGCUAUCGCUAAAAGGCAUUCAGCUGACGCCCAAUGAUUGCGAGCCGCUGGAGGAGAUAUUCAUGCGGAUUCAAUACAAAGCCAUCGAUUUAUCAGAGUGCCCGUUGAACGAGAGCUGCCUGAGCGCACUCUGCCAGAUGAUUGAGUACUAUGAGGCUGCCAAUGAAUUGGAUAUCUCGUACAACAAGGAGCAGAUGACGGUCCGUGGCUGGGGACUGUGCACACAUAUGGUGGGUCGCAGCCAGGAGCUGCAGAUGCUCAAUGCUGAGGGCAACCAGAUAUCAAAGGUGGGCGCCGAGAAUUUGGGAACCGCGUUGAGUCUUUCCAAUCUGCAUACGCUCAAGCUGGAGCAUUGCGGCCUCAAAGGACCUCCACUCACCAAUUUUUGCUGCAAGCUGUACCACAACAAAAUACUGAAGGAGCUGUGGCUGGGCUACAAUGAUUUGGAUUGCACCGAUGCUCAGCAUAUUGCGGACAUGCUGCGCUUCAACCACAGCAUCGAGCUGAUUGACAUUAGCAACAACAACAUACGCGACGAGGGCGCCAUGUACCUGGUGCAGGCGCUCAUCCUGCAGGCCACCGAGCUGGAGCGUCGCAGUGGCUUGCCGCUGCAGCGAGCGCGAGCCAUUGAGGACGACGAGCUGGUGUCGCCCAUGGAGACAACGGCGUCGGCGCAGUUAGCAGGCCGCAGCGAGCAAUGCAGCAACCAAAUACAGUCGGAGGCACAUGCGAUUGACCCCAGCACAACGCCAAAAGCCAUUGAUGUCCUGGAAACUGUUGUCGAGCAGCAGCCAGCAGCAGGGACAGCAGCAGGAGCAGCAGCAGCUGAAGAGCCGAGCACCAGUGAACCAGCCGUUGCCCUGCUUGUGGAUGUGGACAACGAUGCGGACGAUGACAAUACAGAGACAGACACGGUGCGCACUCUGAGGAGCGGCAAUCAGAGUGCAACUGGGCAAUCCAUGCUGGACAAAUUGCUCUCGAUGAACAGCGACAGCAGCAGCGAGGAGGCGCCAUCCAAUAUAUCCACCGAUACACUAGCCGCCUGCUGCUCCGAGGACAUUAGCGAGAUCACCAAUGAUGUCUACGAUGCUGCUGGCAAAUUGCAAUCAGCAGCAGCAGCAGCAGCCACAGCAUCCACAGAUGAGUCCACAACGACGCUGGUUGAUCCAAUUCUGGACCAACUAACUCCAUCAAUCCAGCAACAGCAACAGCAAAGUUCCCAAAAUGAACGCAACUUAUGUGAUAUUACUCCCUCAACAGAGGCUAAAACCGUUGAACCCAAUGAAACCUGUGUACAGAAUAACAAUGCUAAUUCCCACAAUAACAACAACAACAACAACAGCAACAGCAACAGCAACAACAGCAACCAUAACCAUAAUAAUAAUCCUGUAAUACUUAACCAAAUAGCUGCGACUGAGGUAGCAACAGUCGCCGUUAGUUCAAGCGGUGCCGCAUCCAUUUUUGAGGUGACCGCCGAGGAGAGCGACUGCAUCAAUGGCAUGGCAGGGCCGAGCGGUUCGCGGCCGCUGGACAUGAAUAAGAAUGCCAAGAAUGCUGGCGAUGAUUUCGAGGAUACGCACAGCACAGAUUCGGCAUUCGAGAGCGCCUCGGAGGGCGACAUCAGUCGCCAUUUGCCGGAUGAGUUUAGUCGUCUGUCCGUGUCGCUGGAGAGCACGCGGCUGGAUGACAUGGCCAAGGAGAUGGCCAUUGAGACGGCGACCAUAGCCAGUGAGUCCACCGAGUGCCUGCUGGUCGCCGAGGAAGCAGCCACGCCCGCCUCCACGCCCACGCCAGUUGUACACAUGCAGCCGCAGCCGCAGCUGGAGACACCCGAAGUGAUUGUGGCGACGGUGCCCAAGGUAACGAUUGCGGCCAAAGAGAAGGAGCCCAGUGCCAGUCCAUGUCCGAGUCCAACACCGACACCGCCGCCGCCAUCGACAUCUCCGGGCGGCGUCAGCAGCGGCCUGCGUCGCACCGAAUCCAGCUGUGCCUAUCUCAAUCAGUCGACGCGCAAUCGCUCCCAGAGCUCGGAUAGUCUGUGCAGCGAGAACUCGUUGGACGGCAGCACAAGUGCAGCCGAUCCGCAUCUGGCCGAGAAGCUGACCAAGAACGAUACAUUGUCGCGUCGCCAGCUGGUCGAUGCCACACUGGAGGCGGCCAAUCGUGCGCCCAGCGGCCUCAAGGCGCUCGCCCUGUGGAGCAACAAUCUGACCAAGGAGUGCGGCCCCUGCAUUGCCGAGCUACUCUCGCGCAGCUCCUCGCUGGAGCUGCUCAACAUUGGCAAGAACUGUUUGUCCAAUGAUUUUGUGGCCACCAUCAAGGACAGUCUGACCAGGAACACAACGCUCACCACGCUCGGCCUGCAGAGCGCCCAUCUCAGCGCCAAGGGCAUCGAGACGCUCGCAUCCAUCCUGACCUUUGGCGGCAACAGCAAAUUGCAGCGCAUCGAUAUACGUGACAAUAAACUAGAGGUGGAAAGUCUGAACAUAAUUGCCGAGGUGCUCAAGUCCAACAAGACGAUCACCCAAAUUGAUAUCAAUGAUGAGCCCAAGCGUCUAACGUUACCCAUUGUGCCGAUAGUAAAAGUUGUGCCGCCAACGCCAAUGGCCCAGGAUAGCAUUGGCAGCGAUGCGCAUUUGGAUUAUACGCGAGUACUGGGCACAGUGCGCUCCAUGUGCUCGCGCAAUGAGAAAAUGCAGGCGGAGGAGCUGGAGCUGGCGGAGAAGGCGGCGAACGUGGGCGGCAGCAGCAGCAGCAACAACAACGCCGGCAGCAACAGCAGCAGCAGCAAUGGCGCCAUUGGCGGAUCGGGCAUCAAGAAUCGGUGUCGCGGCGGUUACUACUUGGGCUCGCGGAAGAUUUCGCUGACGUGCCACAGUCGGCCGCUGGUGGACGCAGCGACUGGCACUGUGUCCGCUGCGCUAGCAGUAACCGCAAUGCCGACACCGGCUGCCAAACUGGAGGUGAAGCGCAAGACAAAUGCGCGUCUGCGCUCACCGGGUCCCAGUCCGCCCACGAUAUCGCCGUCCUCCUCGCCGAAUCGCAGCCGCUUUCAUGUGUCGCGCGUCAACGAGAUUAGCAGCCCGUUGACCUCGCCCCUGGCCCAGAUGCCGCCCCAGCAUCCGCCGACGCCGCGCUCCGCCAGCAGCUGCAUGUCCAUACCGACAGCCAGCGGAGUCAGCAGUAGCAGCAGCAGCAAUGGUGGCAUCGGUGCCGGCGGGCUGCUGGGCAGCCAGAGCAGCCUUUGUGCCAUGGCCGUGCUGCCGUUGCCCACGUCCAGUUCGCUGCCAUCGAUGGCAUCGGUAACCUCAUCCACACAGACCGUUAAGCGGCUGUCCGUGUCGCCGCGUUCGCGCUUUCAUGUCUCGAGGAUCUACGAAGAUCCGCAGACGCCACCGAUACACUUGCCGCCAACGCCGAUGCUGAAGUCGGCACGCAAGGCAGCCGCCGCCGCCGCUCAGCUGGCUGAGGCAACAACAACAACAACAAUCACAGCAGUUGAACCCGAACCCACAUUAUCCGCCAGCACAAUGACAACGGCGGCAACAACCACAGCGAUGCCCAUCAGCAGCGUGAUUAUUGUGGAGCCAUCACCCACCGUCGCGGACAAUGACAACAAUGCACACCAACAAAGUACAAAUGGGAUGGAGCCGGAGGAGGCAGCUAUACAGAAGCUGUCCCCCAACUCGCCCAGCACCUCAUCCAGUUCAUGCAGCACCUCGCCCGUCUCCGUGUCCAGUGCAACAAGCAGCACCAGCAGCGCCAGCAACGUGACCACCGACAACACGGAUAACUCCGGCAGCCCGGAGGAGCCGGCUACCAUUGUUGUUGCCAAGAGCUGUCCCAUUGCCGUCUUUGGGGACAACGAUAUAACGCUCACCAAGGACUCGGCCGCCGGUGCGGCGCUCUCGGCAGCUGCCUCAAUCAGCACGGAUGCCGGCAAUCCUCCCGCAGAGUCCACACCGACUGCAACGGGGCAGCAGCAGCAACAGCAGCAGCUACAACAACCGGCGACACGUGCACGCAAAUCCUCGUGGAUAGCCAAUCCAACGACUGUGGACAAGCUGCUCACCCUAUUCAAUCCGAGCGCCAUUUUUCAGCGCAGUUCUUCGCCGGAAUCAAAGGCGGCUCCAGCUUCAGCUGUGGCUCCGCUCACAAAUAACGCACAGAAUAUAACAACAACAACAACAACAAAUGCCACAACAGGCGGCAGCGGUGACGUCAACGUGACGCUGUUGGCGACACGCAAAACAACGCCGCCAUCGCGAGGCAACGGCGGCAGCAACAAUGCGACGACGACAGCAGCAACAGCUGCAGGAGGAGCGGGGUCGACGGGCUCGUUGGCGACAGGAGCAUCGGGAUUGGAGACGGGCGCCGGCAGCAGCUCAUUCCUGGACACAGCGUCGCGUCAGCUGCGUGACUUUGGGAAGCAGGUGUUCCGCCAGAACCUCUCGUUCAAUAACAGCGGGGAUGGGAUGGGCGCUGCGGCGCAGCUGGAUGUCAAUCCCAGUGCGGUGGCCAUGGCGACAUCGCCAAUAUUGAGCAAUGUUGCCGAGUCGCCAUCGCCUCCAGAAUGCAAUGCAGUGCACAUGCCAUUGAGCCUGAAGCGUGAGCUCAAGGAGAACAUUUCGCCGGAGCAUACCAUUAACGAGGAGACACUGCAUACGCUCCAGAAGCUGUCGCGCGUCGAGGAUAUGACGCUGAAGGCCGAGGCUGCUGCCGAGCUGGGCGACAUUGAGAUUGUGAUGCACAGCGAGGUGUCCGAUAUGCCGGAAACGGAGCAGCAGCAGCAGCAGCAGCAACAGCCGGCGCAGCAGCAGCAGCAGCAGCCACAGCAGGAGGAUCUGGGGGCUGGUUUAGGUCAUUAAAUACUUAACCCAAUAAAAGCAACAAAAAUGACGUGUGCAAUUUGACAAUGUUGAGCAGGAAAGGCAGCAAUAGCAAACACCCACCUUGGCAAUAUCCCUGACUCUCUCUCUCUCCCUCCUCACUUUUCCCCACUCUCCCUCUCACUCUCUUUCGCUAUCUCUUUGUAGCCCACCCUCUGUCAAAACACCAAAAGCAAGGAUAUAUCCUACUGCUUCUCCUCGGCCCAACCCAACCCAACUCACACACACACACACACACACAAAAUACUGUAACAAUAAGAAA